This is a messenger RNA of Eupeodes corollae, 1200 nucleotides long. Its product is annotated as 1,5-anhydro-D-fructose reductase. The record is from RefSeq and is a predicted model, not a curated record. Gene Ontology annotation, molecular function: aldose reductase (NADPH) activity. Lineage: Eukaryota; Metazoa; Arthropoda; Insecta; Diptera; Syrphidae. Gene Ontology annotation, cellular component: cytosol. The transcript is spliced from 2 exons. The coding region runs from base 187 to 1125 and encodes 312 amino acids.
GGACGAGGACCAUGACCACGACACGACGACGACGACGACGCAUAACUUCAUGUUUUUGUUUUCUUGUAUGACGUCAUAAAUAAAGCUUUAUUGAGGUGUUUUUUUUUUUCAAACUUGUUAUGCAUUAUUUAUAAGUUUGUUUUGCUGGGAUUUUUGUUGAACAAGGGAACAACAGUUGCAAUUACAAUGGCACCUAUCUUGGCACCCACAAUUUCGUUAAGCAACGGGCAGAAAAUGCCAGUUCUUGGCCUCGGUACGUGGCGCUCUUAUGAAUCCGAAGCGGAAAAAGCCUGCAAAGAGGCCCUAGAUUGUGGCUAUCGACACAUUGAUACUGCUUUCGUUUACGAAAACGAAGCUGAAGUUGGACGAGCUGUUAAGUCUAAAAUUGCCGAAGGGCUAAUUCGUCGAGAGGACGUCUUUGUCGUCACGAAGCUGGGUGGCAUUCACCAUGAACCCAAGUUGGUGCUGCACGCAUGUCAGCUGAGUUUGAACAAUUUAGAUCUAGGCUACAUCGACCUGUACCUGUUACACUUUCCAGUGGGUCAAGUUUACAAUGGCGAUGGCAAUGUUCAUGGAAGUGGUGAACUAUCGGACGUCGACUAUCUAGAUACUUGGAAGGAAAUGGAAAAGCUUGUCGAAAUGGGUUUGGUACGAGGUAUUGGCUUGUCUAAUUUCAACAGCCAACAAAUUGAUCGAGUUUUGAAGAACUGCCGCAUCAAGCCAUUGGUCAAUCAAGUCGAAUGUCAUCCUGGAUUCAAUCAAAAGAAACUAAUUGAAUUCUGUCGUGAGAGGGACAUAGUUGUAACAGCGUACUGCCCAUUAGCACGACCAAAACCAGAUUUAAAGUGGCCACCUUUUAUUUAUGAUGCCACUUCUGAGGCCAUGGCCAGAAAAUACAACAAAACACCCGCACAAAUUUGCUUGAGAUAUUUAAUUGAUAUAGGAGUAGUGCCUAUUCCAAAGUCUAUAAGCAAAAAUAGAAUCGAAGAGAAUUUUAAAGUCUUUGAUUUUAAGCUAAGCGACGAGGAUAUUAAAAUCAUGGACCAAUAUAAUACCAACGAGCGGAUGAUACCGUUCUCGGGUAUGAGGAACCAUCAGUAUUUUCCAUUUAAUAUUGAAUUUUAAAUUAAUUUUAUAAACUCUCCUAAAACUUAAGUGAAUGUACCUAACUGUAAAUAAAAAAAGGUCUUUUUCACACUA